GGAACCUCGGCGUGAGCGCCCCGGGAAGAUGGAGCAGCCGCCGCCCGCGUCGCCGCCGCCCGGGGCUCCCCCGUCCCCGCGGGGCCAACAGCAGCUCCAGCCACCGGCGCCCGGUCCCCCGGCGCGCGAGGCCCCGGAGCCGCGGGCGAGGACGCCCCGGAGGGUGUAGACCGCGCCCCAGGAGUUUAGCCGACUUUCUGGAGCUCGUCUUUUCUGAUGCAACCUCACGUGCAGUUGGCUCCCCUGCCGGACCCCGGAGGUGCGGAUUCUGAGUUAAGGCGAGUUUUGCCAGUCGCUUCUGCGCAAGCCUGCCUUCGGAACUUCUGGAAGAGCAUCUCCCUCGGGAUAGUGAUGAUCUUCGGAAUGAAGUCUCUGGAAAAUUUUAGGUUCUCCAUAGGAACUACAAAUACUGAAGGAAAGAAAAUUUUCAAAAGGAAAUUGUUUUGAAAGUAUGUUUACAACUAACUGAUACUGUUGACAGUUUUUUUUUCUUUUUUCUUCUUCUUUUUUUUUUUUUUAUAACAAAACACUUUAAGAAGAUUGUAUUUAUGGUAAAAGGAAACUGGACUAACAAUGAGGCCAAAGACUUUUCCUGCCACGACUUAUUCUGGAAACAGCCGCCAGCGACUGCAGGAGAUCCGAGAGGGCUUAAAGCAGCCGUCCAAGUCUUCCGCUCAGGGCCUGCCGGUGGGACCAAACAGUGACGCUCCCCUGGCUGCCAAAGCCCUGGGGGGCAAGGAUGCUGCCCGGCAGCAGCAGACGAGAGCCACCCCGAAGUUCGGACCUUACCAGAAGGCCCUGAGAGAAAUCAGAUACUCCCUGUUGCCUUUUGCUAAUGAAUCGGGCACUUCCGCGGCUGCAGAAGUAAACCGGCAGAUGCUGCAGGAAUUGGUGAACGCGGGAUGCGACCAGGAGAUGGCCGGCAGGGCUCUCAAGCAGACUGGCAGCCGGAGCAUCGAAGCCGCCCUGGAGUACAUCAGCAAGAUGGGCUACCUGGACCCCAGGAAUGAGCAGAUUGUGCGAGUCAUUAAGCAGACCUCCCCAGGGAAGGGCAUCGCGCCGGCCCCGGGGCCGCGGAGGCCGAGCUUCGAAGGAACAGGCGACCCCUUCCCGCCCUACCAUCAGAUGAGCGGGGCAGCCUACGAGGGCAGCGGUCCGCUGGAGGAGGUGCCCCGGCAGUACAUGGACUUUCUUUUCUCCGGAAGCGCUCGCAGCGUGCCCGGCGGCCAUCAGCACCAGCCCAAAGGCUACGCGGCCAACCUGGAGUCCGCGGGGAUGAGCUUCCCGGUGGCCGCGCCGGCGGGCCAAGCCCUCCCGCUGCAAGGCGCCCCCUACAGGCCGCACCUGCUGGUGCCGGGGGAGCCGCUGGGCUACGGCCUCCAGCGCAGCCCCUCCUUCCAAAACAAGGAGGCGGGAGCGUACGGGAGCCCGGCCGCCAAGGGCCCCGCGGUGCAGGUGCAGGUGCAGGUGCAGCCGGGCGCCGGCCACGCGUUUCCGGCCGCGGGAGCGGCGGCCGGUCUGUACCUGCCCCACCCGCACCACAAGCAGGCCCACCAGGUGCACGUGAUGGGCUCCCGGGGCCAGGUGUUCGCCAGCGACAGCCCCCCCCAGAGUCUGAUGGCGCCCUCCAGGAACAGCCUCAACGUGGACCUGUACGACCUGAGCGGCGCCCCCGUCCAGCAGUGGCAGGCCUCCACCCUGUCCCGCCGCGACUCUCUGCAGAAGCCGGGCCUGGAGGCACCCCCCCGCCAGCACGUGGCCUUCCUGCCCGAAGGCCCGGUCCCCAGCAGGACCAACUCCUUCAACAGCCACCAGCCGCCCGUGGCCGUGCCCAUGCGGGCGGGCGUGCCCGGCAAGACGGAGCCCUCCGUGCCCUCCCCCAACACCAUCACGGCCGUGACGGCCGCCCACAUCCUGCACCCGGUCAAGAGCGUGAGGGUGAUGCGGCCCGAGCCCCAGACGGCCGUGGGGCCCUCGCACCCGGCCUGGGUGCCCGCGCCCGCGCCCGCGCCCGCGCCUGCGCCCGCGCCCGCGCCCGGGGUGGAGAGUCUGGACUCGAAGGACGAGCACUCCCUGCCGCUGGGGGGCGCCGGUGCGUACCCGCUGGACGUGGAGUACGGCGGCCCGGACCUGAGGUGCCCGCCCCCGCCCUACCCCAAGCACCUGCUGCUGCACAGCAAGUCCGAGCAGUACGACGUGGACGGCCUGUGCGCCGGCGUGGAGCAGAGCCUCCGGGGGGGCCCGGCCGCCGAGCCCGCCGACCGGAGCGACAAGAGCCACAAAGGCGCCAAAGGGGAGAGGCCGGGGAAGGAUAAAAAGCAGAUCCAGACCUCUCCUGUCCCCGUUCGGAAAGCCAGCAGGGACGAGGAGAAGAGGGAGUCGCGCAUCAAGAGCUACUCACCGUAUGCGUUCAAGUUCUUCAUGGAGCAGCACGUGGAGAAUGUCAUAAAAACCUACCAGCAGAAGGUCAACCGGAGGCUGCAGCUGGAGCAGGAAAUGGCGAAAGCUGGACUCUGUGAAGCUGAACAGGCACAGAUGAGGAAGAUCCUCUACCAGAAGGAAUCUAACUACAACAGGCUGAAGAGGGCCAAAAUGGAUAAGUCCAUGUUUGUGAAAAUCAAAACCCUGGGGAUCGGUGCCUUUGGAGAAGUGUGCCUUGCUUGUAAGGUGGACACGCACGCCCUCUACGCCAUGAAGACCCUCAGGAAGAAGGACGUCCUGAACCGGAAUCAGGUGGCCCACGUCAAGGCCGAGAGGGACAUCUUGGCUGAGGCAGACAACGAGUGGGUGGUCAAGCUCUACUAUUCCUUCCAAGACAAGGACAGCCUGUACUUCGUGAUGGACUACAUCCCGGGGGGGGACAUGAUGAGCCUGCUGAUCCGGAUGGAGGUCUUCCCCGAGCACCUGGCCCGGUUCUACAUCGCAGAGUUGACCCUGGCCAUUGAGAGCGUCCACAAGAUGGGCUUCAUCCACCGAGACAUCAAGCCAGACAACAUUUUGAUAGAUCUCGAUGGUCACAUCAAACUGACGGAUUUUGGCCUCUGCACUGGGUUCAGGUGGACUCACAAUUCCAAAUACUACCAGAAAGGGAGCCACAUCAGACAGGACAGCAUGGAGCCCAGUGACCUCUGGGAUGACGUGUCUAACUGUCGAUGUGGAGACCGGCUGAAGACGCUGGAGCAGAGAGCCCGGAAGCAGCACCAGAGGUGUCUGGCCCACUCCCUGGUUGGGACCCCAAAUUACAUCGCACCGGAAGUGCUGCUGCGAAAAGGGUACACGCAGCUCUGUGACUGGUGGAGUGUUGGCGUGAUUCUCUUCGAGAUGCUGGUGGGACAGCCACCCUUCUUGGCCCCGACUCCCACGGAGACCCAGCUGAAGGUGAUAAACUGGGAGAACACGCUCCACAUUCCAGCCCAGGUCAAGCUGAGCGCCGAAGCCCGGGACCUUAUCACCAAACUGUGCUGUGCUGCUGACCAGCGCCUGGGGAGGAACGGGGCCGACGAUCUGAAGGCCCACCCCUUCUUCGGGGCCAUCGACUUCUCCAGUGACAUCCGGAAGCAGCCGGCCCCCUAUGUGCCCAAGAUCAGCCACCCCAUGGACACCUCCAACUUUGACCCCGUAGAUGAAGAGAGCCCUUGGAACGACGCUAGUGAAGACAGCACUAAGGCCUGGGACACGCUCACCUCUCCCAACAACAAACACCCUGAGCACGCAUUUUAUGAAUUCACUUUCCGGAGGUUCUUUGAUGACAACGGCUAUCCCUUUAGGUGCCCAAAGCCUUCGGGAGCAGACACUUCACAGGCCGAGGACUCUGACGUGGAAAAUUCCGAUACGGGGGAUCAGACCGAAGGGUGCCAGCCAGUGUAUGUGUAGACUCCGCUUCGCCGACGCUCUGCCUCCACGGGGGCCCGGGGUGCCCGUGGCCGGUCUCCCCGCAGGCCCGGUGGACAGCUGAGCUCAGCCGUGUUCAAGGUGGGUUGAGUCUGGCAGUGGAAGUUCUGGUCUUCGCCAAAACCCCCAAAAGAAACAAGAAAGCUUUUUACGCGAGGACUCAAGCCUAACAGGUUCCGAAUGAUGGGGGUGGGGGGCGGGUGUCAACAUUGCUUUGAAUUGGCUUUCGAGGACCUUCACUGCAUUAAAACAAUGUUUUUAAAACUUAGUACAGUUUAGAAAGAGCACUUAUUUUGUUUAUAGCCAUUUUCUUACUAAAUUAUAGGGAUUAACUUUGACAAAUCAUGCUGCUGUUAUUUUCUACAUUUGUAUUUUAUCCAUAGCACUUAUUCACAUUUAGGAAAAGACAUAAAAACUGAAGAACAUGUGAUAAGAAAUCUCUGUGCAAUAAUGUGUAAAAAAAAAAAAAAGAUAACACUGUUCUGAUAUUACUGAUGCCAUUUUAUUCACACAAUGGUUUUUGUUUUAUACUUUUUCCCACAUUUCAAAAUUGUGAUAUAAUGUUAAAAGCUGCUUUUUUUUUUUUUUUUUUUUUUUUUUGCUUUUUGCAUAUUAUAGUAUAAUAGAAAGUGUGAGCAAGGUGAUCAUGUGGGUGUGAUUUCAGAUGUCUGGUGUGUAGAGAGUACUGCAUGAGCAGGGUUUUUCUAUUAUAAAAUUACCAUAUCUUGCCAUUCACAGCAGGUUCUGUGAAUAUGUUUUUACUGAGUAUCUUUAAAUGAGAUGUUCUAGACAGUGUGCUGAUAAUGUAUCGUGUGGGUGACUUCUUCGCUAUGAUUGUAACCCUUACUGUUUUGUUAAAGAAACGCAGAUGUGUAACAGAAGCGAUCUUUGUGUGUGUGUCUUGGGGGGCAAACUUCAACAUUUGUCAUACACUAAACUCGUAUACAUCAAAAGGGAUUAAUUUAGCCAUGCCAAAAAUUUUAAGUUCAUCCUGGGACUGUGUCCGUUUCGCUCGUCCGGACACUCUCACUGGCAUCGCUGACACGUGGAACCCAGUGGCUGCGACCUACUGCCACUGAGAGGUUUCGUGACGUCGUUCCUCCUGUGGUCUUGGACAGCUGAGGUAUUGCUACCAGGAUGAAAUUUAGUUCUUCCACAUUUGUGUGUGUGUGUGUGCGUGUGCUUUGAAGUAUCAAACUUAACUGGGUUUUAACAGUACAUUUUUCUAAUCUUUGUAAAACAGCAAGGAUUAUUCAAAGUGACAUUGGAAUAAAAAAAAAAAAAAUGAAGCCAUACAUAUUUUCUUAGAAGUGUAGAUGUAUAUAUAACUACAUAGAUAAACACACCAAAUAUUCCUUUUUUCAAAUUAGUAUGAUUCCUAUUUAAAGUGAUUUAUAUCUGAGUUAAAAGUUCAAUUCUUUUUUGCUUUUUAAAAACCUGACGCGUCGUAUUUUUCAUUAUAUUAUUCCACAUAUUUUUCCUCGAAGUUUUUAGCAUAACGUAUCCAUUAUUUAGUGUAUAUCUAGGCAACAACACUUAUAAGUUUAUCAGUGUCUAAACGAAACAAACAAACAAAACUGUACUGGUUUACAUUGUAUGAAUGGCAAAUUCUGAAGUCUGCUGUGCUUGUACUGUGACUCAGUAUUUUCGCUAUUUUGUAGUAAAGCCCGUUAUUUACAGCGCUCUGACAUACUUUCAUGUGGUAGGUUCUUUCUCAGGAACUCAAUUUAACUAUUAUUUAUUGAUAUAUCAUUGCCUUUGAAAAGCUUCUACUGGCACAAUUUAUUAUUAAAAGUUUGAAUCCAAA
Messenger RNA from Neofelis nebulosa (Clouded leopard), 5698 nucleotides. It is a transcript of the gene LATS2, whose product is annotated as large tumor suppressor kinase 2. The transcript is spliced from 9 exons. The coding region runs from base 574 to 3873 and encodes 1099 amino acids. Gene Ontology annotation, molecular function: protein serine/threonine kinase activity; ATP binding; protein binding. The record is from RefSeq and is a predicted model, not a curated record. Lineage: Eukaryota; Metazoa; Chordata; Mammalia; Carnivora; Felidae. Gene Ontology annotation, cellular component: nucleus; spindle pole. Gene Ontology annotation, biological process: positive regulation of apoptotic process; regulation of organ growth; G1/S transition of mitotic cell cycle.